This is a messenger RNA of Metopolophium dirhodum (rose-grain aphid), 1858 nucleotides long. RefSeq lists its product as uncharacterized. Lineage: Eukaryota; Metazoa; Arthropoda; Insecta; Hemiptera; Aphididae. Bases 750 to 1334 code for a protein of 194 amino acids. The record is from RefSeq and is a predicted model, not a curated record. The transcript is spliced from 4 exons.
UCCCAAAAUUUCAUGGAGGAAAAAAAAAGAUAACCCAACCUAGCCAACCGCCAAAUGAGUUCAAAUUUUCAAUUCAAAAUCGAUAUAGUACUCCUAAAUGCGCCGUCUUAAAAUACGUAUUCAAUUAUAUAUUUAAUAAUUUCCGUGAUUUUACAUUUUAUUGUUGUGUCUUGUAACGGUUUUUGCGAGACGUUUUUUCCAGUUUCCCACCAUCACGAUUCACGAUGUACGAGCUACGAAUUACGAACGACCAACGAGCAAUGAUGAACGAGUAACGAGGACUCGCCAUACAGCAUCUGGACUUAGUACAACUGCACAACUCUCGUGCGAUUUUCGCAUUUUUGUGAACUGAGUCCUGUUUACCAUUGUUUGCCGUUUACGCCUUUUAUUGUCGUUGUUUAAAAUUUUGACCAUAGUUCAUACCGCCGACUCUGUUCGUGCUUUCGCACGUGUUUUUUUGCAAAUUUGACUAUCUGUGCUGCCGCACGUCGUUCUAAAACUGACCAUAGGUCAUACCACCUAAAUUUAAAAUUUCGACUAACUUCGUUAGGUUGUCUAGGUGUCUAGGUGUCUUUGGUUGUUACUUGUUCAGUACAUUUUGUUUUUGUGUUUGAUUUUUUUCGUUUUAUUUUUCCUACCUACUUUUGGCGGUUCAUCCAAUUAUCUUUGCAAUAACUAAUAUUACUAUAAAUGUAACUAUUCCUUUUUUUUUGUAUUUUUUGUGUACUCAUUCUAGUUUUAUAUUAAUAAUGAUGAACAACGACGAAAUAAUUGCUCUCCCAGAUCAUUUGGUGGACCACGACUACUUCUUGCCAGUUGUAUCUGAAGUUGAUCAUACAGUGCAUGAAGAAGAAGUAGUCGAAGAAGAAGAGGAAGAGGAACAAAUUGUUGAAGUGUCGGAAACAUAUACAUUAAUUCCUGGAGUUCAUAACAGAUCAAGGAUAUAUGUUGACAACUUGGGAUUCAAGUAUUACAAACGACAAGUCCGAGGACACCGCGUGUAUUUAGUAUGCGAACGGCAAAAGAAACGAAACCAGUACUGCCCUUCCACUGCAACUGUUAGUACAAAUUUGAAUGACAAUAGAAUUCAUCUAGGGUACUACCACGAUCACCAGCCUGGAGUGAUUGAUCUGAAUGUGCCAUUUUUGAGAGAAACCAUUGGUGAAAAGGGAAUUGAUCCAGCAGUUACAACCCCAUUUAUGAGAACUUUGUACAAUAAUGAAAUUAUCAACCAUCCAGAAGCAGCUCCCAAUUACACAUUUAUUCAGGCUCAAGAGCGAGUGAAAAAGAUGAGACGUCGAAGAUUUCCAAGACAACCCCUUGACAUUGGGUAACUUGCAAUUGCACUGAAUGAAGCACAUAAUGCCAUUUACGCUUCUACAGUUCAAAAUCCCCUAUCCAGGCAACGGACCUUGGGAGCUGUCAGUGUAUAACUCAAAAACGAAUAACCGUUAGUACUUGCAUUUUCACAAAAUUAUUAUGUUAACAUUUUUGAGUUAUUUUGGACAUUUAAAUUUUUUUAGUUUUUUUAACAACUUUUUUAGGGGCCAAGUGUUGCUUGGGCAACUCUUUAAAUAUGGGUGAAAGGGUAUUGAAAUAUUUAUGAAAAAAUAGGUCGGUAUAACAGUAUUAUGAAGUGUAGGUCACCAAAAAUUAUUUGAGCAACACCAAUUUUUUUUAUAUUACACACCACUGCUUGUAAGCAGGGUUGGACAAGUUUGAAGAUACUCAAUUUAUUGUAACUCUAAAAAUGUAUAACUAGUUACAAGAUACUAGAUACAUCAUACAUCAAUGUUGUGUAAAUGGAUAAAAGUUACAUUUAAAGUUAACAUUGAUACAUAAUAUAUGUUUGUAUUUA